AGCAACGUUAGCAAGACGGGGAAAAAAAAAACACGGCCAACGUUUGUUGUUAAUGCGUUUGAAAAGUAAGACGAAAAGCAAACCACACAAUGACCAGCACACUGAAAGGCAUUACACUCAAAGGAAGCGCGGAGCUGGUGGCCGACUUCUUUUCUUUCGGCAUCAACAGCAUCUUGUACCAGCGUGGCAUCUACCCUCCGGAGAAAUUCACCAGAGUCAGCCAGUACGACAUGAGCCUCCAAGUCACCUCGGAUCCCGACCUGAAGAACUAUCUGGACAGUGUGGUGUCGCAGCUCAAAGAGUGGCUGCUCAACUGCACGGUGCAGAAGCUGGUGUUGGUGAUCACAUGCCUGGAAACGGACGAGGUGCUGGAGCGCUGGCAGUUCGACAUCGAGUGCGACAAGUCGGCCAUGGAGUGCAGUGCCCCUCGAGAGAAGCCCAUUCAAACGAUCCAGGGUGAGAUCCGCUCGGUCCUUCGACAGAUCACCGCCUCCGUCACCUUUCUGCCGCUGCUGGAAACCCCGUGCGGCUUCAACCUCCUGAUCUACACCGACAAAGACCUCGCCAUCCCCGAAAAGUGGGAGGAGUCCAGCCCGCACUACAUCAGCCAGCCGGAGGAGGUGCGCCUGCGCUCCUUCACCACGACCAUCCACAAAGUCUGCAGCCAGGUCACUUACAAGAAGACGUGCCCACUUUAAAGCCCGGGCUGGGCAACAACAACAACAACAACAAAAACUCAAGAAAACCCCAAACACAAAUGAACCCAAUCCUACAAUAAUUAUGAAACAUCAUUUUUCGUACAUUUAGUAUGCACAACUUAAACAGCCGCUCCUGCUUGAAAGCAAACUCCUUGGACUUUUCAAAGCGUCCAUUAAGCAAGCAAGAGAAGGUAAGCGCAGUGUUGACUUCAACACAAGUUUCUGUGCGUUCCUUGGUAGGGAACUCUUUGAAAUAACUUUUCGUGUUUCUUAUCAGAGCUGUGGUGUUAAGAAAGAGGCAAAAGAAAACAAUCUUUCACAGAAUUUAUUUCUUAGGGCAACGUCGUCUGAGAGGUAGCUCCGAAUUGUCGUAUUGGAACUGAUUACGAAAUUCUGGUUGUCAAGCCAUGUUGAAUUAAAUCACCGUGCACAUUUCCCAAAAUGUAUUUGUGACUAUUUUAUGACAAGGCAGUGGAGGAAAAAAAAAAAAAAAAAAGUGUUUUUUUAACUUGGUAUGAAAAAUAACAAUUUAAUAGUGUCCUCUGAAAAAAGUGCUUCAAAAAAGACAAUAUACAUUAGGCUAAUAAAUACAUUCAACAAAUAAA
This is a messenger RNA of Phycodurus eques (leafy seadragon), 1303 nucleotides long. RefSeq names its product MAD2 mitotic arrest deficient-like 1 (yeast) (gene mad2l1). The record is from RefSeq and is a predicted model, not a curated record. The coding region runs from base 90 to 698 and encodes 202 amino acids. Gene Ontology annotation, cellular component: cytoplasm; nucleoplasm; kinetochore. The transcript has 5 exons. Gene Ontology annotation, biological process: mitotic spindle assembly checkpoint signaling. NCBI's taxonomy places the organism in Eukaryota, Metazoa, Chordata, Actinopteri, Syngnathiformes, Syngnathidae.